Messenger RNA from Panicum hallii, 1237 nucleotides. Its product is annotated as lysine-specific demethylase phf2-like. The transcript is spliced from 3 exons. The record is from RefSeq and is a predicted model, not a curated record. Lineage: Eukaryota; Viridiplantae; Streptophyta; Magnoliopsida; Poales; Poaceae. The coding region runs from base 108 to 827 and encodes 239 amino acids.
CGUUACCCAAAUGCCAGAACAUUCGAAGUCCAAAUCCCCACUCUCGUUGGCCAUCUCGCCUCCAAACCGGCCCCCAUUUUCUUCCCUCCAGGCUCCAGCCAGCCGCGAUGCUCCCUCCGGCCACCAUCCCUGCCCAUCCGCCUCCGCCGUCGGAGUCCACGACAACCUCCAGCCCGGAGCAGCAGCAGCAGCCCCCGCCGCCGCCUGCUCCUCCUUCCGGCGUUGAGUCCGAGGCGCCGCCAAAGAGGCGGAAGGUGGAGGAGGUGGGGUUUCAACGCUCGCCGUACUACACGAUCAGAGAAACCGUCGCAAAUCUCCGCGGCUGCGUCCUUCAGGUUUGCCAAGGAACUGAGUCCCAAAAGAAAGAUGCUGCUGUUGAGAUCUUGAAAGAGAUGAAAGAUGUCAUGGAAUUAUCCAAGAAAGCACGGCUUGGUCUUUCCUCUGCUGCGAAGCCUGUGAAACUGUUCGAGAAACCUGCAGCCAAAGCUCCCGAGGAUAAGCCUGCUGGAAAUGUUCCAUCUGCAGAGAAGAGUCAAGUUCCUCCAACAAGCCUGGCUGGAAAUUUCGUGCACAGUAUACGUGGGGAUCUACCGAUCAAGCCUGAUAACUCGGACACUGCAGGACAUAUGUUAGUGGUGGAGACGAAAAAGGGGCUCAAACCAAGUAAGACAACAGAUCAUACAAAGCAGCAGGGUGGACUCCCGCGAGGGUCUUAUGUCAUCGGUGGAUCUCCCAUUGGCUGGAAUUUUCUCAUGUGGCCUGGAUGCAAAGCAGUCUACUACGGUUUGACCAAAGCAGAGUGGUUGGUUCGUCGAUCUGCAAGAUGAAGUUCCAUCGUCCUGUCCCAGCAAUCUAACCGCUACGUUCAUCUUAAAUCUUCAGAGGAUAACAUAGUAGCUGAUGCUGUGAUAUAAGUAAUAGUGUAGAAGUAGAACUGAAUAGUACAUGGCACUGCAGGAAGGUAAGACACCAGAGCAUGGCAAGGUACUGAGAUGUAUCGGCAGGCGGCAUCGAUACCCUUUGGGAAUGUUUUUUGCUGCACAUUAGGGCAAUCAGAUAUACAGAGAAUUUUGGUUGUAAACUGAAGGAGCCAAGUGCCCAUGACAUAGUUUCUGCUCAGAAGUGGAUAUGAGGAAGAACUUAAGCACAUGACAGCGCGUUAUAUGUUCCCUUUUUGUUAAUGCGACUCCCUGUUCUAUGUAAUUAUCUUUCCUUCAUUUCUGCAUCUUGCUAACCA